AUGUGUGGUAUUUUUGGUUACUGUAACUACUUGGUGGAGAAAUCUCGAGGCGAGAUCAUCGAUACUUUAGUUGACGGUUUGCAAAGAUUGGAGUAUAGAGGUUACGACUCGACCGGUAUUGCCAUUGAUGGUGAUGAACCAGACUCUACACUUGUUUACAAGCAGAUUGGUAAAGUCAGUGCUCUAAAAGAAGAGAUCGCUGAACAUCACCCAAAGAGAGAUGUGACUUUUGUGUCCCAUUGUGGUAUUGCGCACACUAGAUGGGCUACUCACGGUGAACCAAAACAAGUCAAUUGUCAUCCUCAAAAAUCUGAUCCAACAGGUGAAUUUGUGAUUGUUCACAACGGUAUUAUUACUAAUUUUAGAGAAUUAAAGACAUUGUUGUCGAACAAGGGUUACUCCUUUGAGAGUGACACUGAUACCGAGUGUAUUGCCAAGCUUUUCAAGCACUUGUACGAUACCAAUAUCCAGAAUGGUAAUGAGCUGGAUUUCCAUGAGUUGACCAAGCUGGUUCUUUUAGAGCUAGAAGGUUCGUACGGUUUGCUUUGUAGAUCUUCUCAUUAUCCAGAUGAGGUUAUGGCCACUAGAAAGGGCUCUCCACUGUUGAUCGGUGUGAAGUCUGAAAAGAAAUUGAAGGUCGAUUUCGUCGACGUUGAAUUUCCGGACGAUAACGCUCAACCGGAAACUCCCUUGGUUUCUGAAAGAUCAAAUGGAUUAGCCUCGAGCCGAAAUCUGACUGUUAACGGUGGAAGAAAAGUUCGCCUUUUCGACCACGAGGAUAGAGGCAACAGCAACCUUCUACCGAUCGCUGCUAAUGAGUUCAAUUUGAGACACUCACAAUCAAGAGCUUUCUUAUCUGAGGACGGUACGCCAAACCCAGUCGAAUUCUUCUUGUCCUCCGAUGCUUCUUCGGUGAUCAAGCAUACCAAGAAAGUGCUGUUUUUAGAGGAUAAUGAUAUUGCUCAUAUUUAUGAUGGUGAAAUUCAUAUCCACAGAUCCAGAAGAGAGGUCGGUGCUUCGAUGACCAGAUCUAUUCAGACUCUGGAAAUGGAACUGGCUCAAAUCAUGAAGGGACCAUACAAGCAUUUCAUGCAAAAGGAAAUCUUCGAACAACCAGAGUCUACGUUGAACACUAUGAGGGGUAGAAUCGAUUUUGAAAACAACAGUGUCAUGCUAGGUGGUUUACAAGCUUGGUUACCGGCCAUUAGAAGAGCUCGUAGAUUGAUCAUGAUUGCUUGUGGCACUUCGUACCAUUCUUGUUUGGCUACGCGUGCCAUCUUUGAAGAGCUAUCAGAGAUCCCGGUAAGCGUGGAACUAGCAUCUGAUUUCCUUGACCGAAAAUCUCCAGUCUUCAGAGAUGACAUUUGUGUCUUCGUCUCUCAAAGUGGUGAAACUGCUGAUACAAUGUUAGCACUAAAUUACUGUUUGGAGAGAGGUGCGUUGACUGUUGGUAUUGUGAACAGUGUGGGUUCUUCAAUCUCUAGAAUAACUCAUUGUGGUGUCCACAUAAAUGCAGGUCCAGAGAUUGGUGUUGCCUCAACGAAGGCUUACACAUCGCAAUAUAUCGCUCUUGUGAUGGUUGCACUGUCACUAUCUGAUGAUAGAGUUUCCAAGAUAGAAAGAAGAGGUGAUAUCAUGCAAGGCUUGAAGAAAAUACCUCAACAAAUCAAGGAAGUUCUACAACUAGAGGGAAAGAUCAAGCAACUCUGUGAAAAGGACCUAAAGGACCAAAAAUCUCUACUGUUGCUGGGAAGAGGAUACCAAUUCGCGUCUGCAUUGGAAGGCGCCUUGAAGAUCAAAGAAAUUUCUUACAUGCACUCCGAAGGUGUUCUUGCCGGUGAGUUGAAACACGGUGUUCUUGCAUUGGUUGACGAAGAUUUGCCGAUCAUUGCCUUUGGUACCAGAGACUCUUUGUUCCCCAAGGUUGUCUCUUCCAUUGAACAAGUUACUGCAAGAAAGGGCCAUCCGAUUGUCAUUUGUAACAAGAAUGACGAGGUUUGGGAAAAGAAGGCCGCAACUACCAAGAUGGUCACUUUAGAAGUUCCUCAAACUGUCGACUGUUUACAAGGCCUAUUGAACAUUAUUCCACUACAACUGAUUUCAUAUUGGUUAGCAGUGAACAAAGGCAUUGAUGUCGACUUCCCAAGAAAUUUGGCAAAAUCUGUCACUGUUGAAUAA
Torulaspora delbrueckii is the source of this 2178-nucleotide messenger RNA. RefSeq lists its product as uncharacterized. Gene Ontology annotation, biological process: fructose 6-phosphate metabolic process; UDP-N-acetylglucosamine metabolic process; protein N-linked glycosylation. The record is from RefSeq and is a predicted model, not a curated record. The transcript has a single exon. The coding region runs from base 1 to 2178 and encodes 725 amino acids. Gene Ontology annotation, molecular function: L-glutamine:D-fructose-6-phosphate transaminase (isomerizing) activity; carbohydrate derivative binding. NCBI's taxonomy places the organism in Eukaryota, Fungi, Ascomycota, Saccharomycetes, Saccharomycetales, Saccharomycetaceae.